Molecule: messenger RNA, 1260 nt
Organism: Alternaria arborescens
Lineage: Eukaryota; Fungi; Ascomycota; Dothideomycetes; Pleosporales; Pleosporaceae
Exons: 1
Coding region: 1-1260 (419 amino acids)
Molecular function (GO): 2 iron, 2 sulfur cluster binding; iron ion binding
Source: RefSeq, a predicted model, not a curated record
AUGGCUGGGUCAGUCUUUGGUUACUUUGGUUUCGGCGGCUCACCGGCCACCCAGGCCCCACCAGAGAACCAAGCUGUACGGGCGCUACCCGGUAACUGGUAUACAUCAGAAGAGAUGUACCAGCUUGAGCGACGCGCGAUCUUCACCCGAAGAUGGCUUAUUCUUACCCACGAGUCAAGACUCCCGAACCCCGGCGACUUCCUUCGCUACAAUAUCGUCAACUACGACGUUGUUGUUUCUAAAGACCAAUCUAGCGAGAUUCACGCGUUUCACAACGUAUGCAGGCACCGUGCAUACCCAGUCGUCGAGAAAGACGGAGGCAACGCAAAGAUCUUCUCCUGCAAGUACCACGGCUGGUCAUAUGGCCUGAGCGGAAAGCUCGCAAAAGCGCCGGGUUAUCAAGAGCUCCAGAACUUCGAGAAGGCUAAGAACGGUCUCUUCCCCAUUCAUACCCACACUGACCGUAAUGGCUUCAUCUGGAUCAACAUGGACGCAAAGAAGGAGCCUGAGGUAUCGUGGGAGUCCCAGUUUAAUCACGUUGAUGAACAAGCACGAUUCGAUCAGUUCAACUUCGACGACUACGAGUUUGACCAUACGUGGAAUCUCGAAGGUCUACUUAACUGGAAGAUCUUGGCCGACAACUUCAACGAAUGUUACCACUGCAAGACGGCACAUCCCGAUCUUACGGCGGGUUGGCUCGACCUCGAGAGUCAUGACGUUCACUGCUCAGCUGACUACAUCCAACACUAUAUAGAGUCUCCGGAAGACCACAAAGAGCUUGGCCAGGAGAUCUGCUCUACAUACUGCUUUCCUAACGCAUCAUUCACUAUCACAAAACACUUCUUGUUCAUGCAGAAGUUUAUGCCGAAGUCAGCUGAUGAGACAGUUAUGUACUACGAGGUCUGGCGCAACAAGCACUCUAGCGAAGAGGAUUUCCUGUUUAUUAGCGAUACCUAUAAGCGUGUUAUGGGCGAGGAUAAAGUACUAUGCGAGCGCGCCCAGAAGAACAUCAAAGCAGGCGUCUUCGUUAAUGGCGAGCUAAACCCGUACAAGGAAAAAGGACCUUUAUUUUUCCAGAACAGAUGUCGCGAAAUCGUUUUGGAGCAAAGUAUAAAGGAGAAGAAGGCUGGCCAGCAAAUCUGGCCUGCGAAACAGCAGCUCGAGUCCACGGGUACAUCAGCCAUUAGCAAAGAGAUGGAGGACUUCUGCGAGGGUCUUGCCUGUAGCAAUGAAAACGAGAAGAACGGGUUCGCUUGGUAA